Molecule: messenger RNA, 790 nt
Organism: Crotalus tigris (Tiger rattlesnake)
Lineage: Eukaryota; Metazoa; Chordata; Lepidosauria; Squamata; Viperidae
Product: V-type proton ATPase subunit e 2
Exons: 4
Coding region: 83-328 (81 amino acids)
Biological process (GO): proton transmembrane transport
Cellular component (GO): proton-transporting V-type ATPase, V0 domain
Molecular function (GO): proton-transporting ATPase activity, rotational mechanism
Source: RefSeq, a predicted model, not a curated record
AUACGGGAAUCAGGGAGACGGGGCGGAGCCUUGCUUCUGCAGAAGUGGACAGCUCCUCUCGUCGAUCCGAAACGGCCUCGCUAUGACGGCGCACAGUUUCGCAUUGCCGAUGGUCCUCUUCUCCAUCUUCUGGGGGCUCGUGGGAUUUGCGGGUCCGUGGCUUGUGCCGAAGGGGCCCAACCGCGGAGUGAUUAUUACCAUGCUGGUGACAACUGCUGUUUGUUGCUAUCUUUUUUGGCUUUUAGCAAUUGUUUCUCAAGCCAAUCCUCUCUUUGGCCCUCAGCUGAAGAAUGAUACUAUCUGGUACGUGCUCUUUCAGUGGGAAUGACCUGGGCUGUUACAGACCAAUUUAAUAGGCUUCACUCAUGUCCUUUCCAGUUGAAAGUGUGGUGGAUCUUUUACAGCCCAUUUCCACUGUAGUGACCAUCCCCUGCCUUCCAAUUUUAACUGAUACUUUGCCAUAUUAUCAUCUUAAUGUUUUUAUUAAGGACCCUCCCUUGGUAACUGCAGUAAAGUAAGUAGUACAGUACAAUAAGUGGUUAUACCCUCAAGAUUGAAUCACUGUUGAUAAGAGCUUCACAACAUCCUUCUGAAUAAGAGAAAGCCUUUUUCUUCAUUUCAAAUGACAUAGAUUUGUAGAUUUCUCCACAUCUUGAUCUUUGCAUACAAAGAUUCUUCUGUCAGAAUGUAUUUGCAAGACAUUUCUAAUUGUCCAUGUGAAGUACCAGUUGUAAAUAUAAAUAUGGUAUAAACUUGUAUUGUGAAAAUAAAAGUACUGUUUGUGACCUAC